AAUGUUACACAUUUAACGAUUUACCGCCAAACGGCGCAAAUAGAGGAUCUCGUCGGUUUUCUAUAUUAUAUCGGUAUAUUGAAUGUGUACUUAGCACUUACGAUUGGUCUCCGAGCGAUGCCAUUAACAGCAUCAGUGUACCGUUAUAAAGCCUGAUGGGUUUUUUGCAAGCUGUUAAAAAUAUCACAAUUUUUUCUGAAUGUUCUUUUUGUUCGACAUCGUGAUAUUUUCGAGUAUUUCAUUUCAAAGCUUUGCAUUUCGCCAAAGCUGAAAUUGAAUUUUUUUUUAUGAUCACAUUUCAGAGGAACACGUUCACGAUUACGUGUUACAAGUGUGUAAAAAGAAAAGUGAUAAUAUAAAACACUUUAGGCACUAUUUGUACGUGCAAAUCGGGAAAACUUUGCACAAUAGAAUGACCGGAGUAAUUUUAAAUAACAAAGGCAAUGUGUGUGUGUGUGAGUGUGUGUCUACUUCAAUUAGAAAGCUAAAGCGGCGCCGAAUAUGUUCUAGGAAAAAAAAGAAAGAAAUCCAUUAUACGCGUUUUUCGCCCCACCCUAAUUUUUUUCUCAUUAAAUACCUAAUCCGUGUGAAUACAAGUGUCUUAUUUUAUACACGUUUAUCGUGGCGUACCACGACAACGACUAUUUAUUCUUGAAUCAAACUUGUAUUAUCGACAGACGUCACCGCCGACUCGUCGCUGAAUUGACGUAUCCCAUUGUCGAAAAAUGAUUUUCACCGCCAAAUAAAUGAAAAAUGUACGCGCCGCAGCCAAUGUGAAAUAAACGAGUGCCGAUGUGUGCGAAUCCGAUGAAGUGACAGUUCAAGCCGGAGAUAACCGUAAUUUCCUCGAUAUAUCAUAAAACGUGCAUCUGCGGGCGAAUAGAUUUCCGAACUUUUCAAGAUUUAUUCCAUAAAAUAUCGAAUGUGUCCAGUGAUUCCUUAAAUUCCACGUACAAUACAAAGACUUGUGCAACAGCGUGGCGGAUUCGAAAUCAAAAUGGCAAAAAUAUUCGGACCUCUACUUCAACUGUGGCCUCAGUGGUUCGCAACUCUAAUAGUGACCUUAUUGACCAUCAGUAUUGGUCUCGCGAUCGGUUGGACGUCGCCUUACUUGGCGCAACUGACCGGCGAGGACCCGCCGUUUCGCGUAACGCACGAUGAAGGGUCGUGGAUAGCCUCUCUAUUGCCACUCGGACGUCUCUUAGGCGCCUUCGUCGGAUCUGUUCUCUUAGAAUGUAUCGGCAGCAAGACGUCUGUCCUGUUAACGGGACUGCCGAUGAUCUUCAGCUGGAUUUGCAUAAUAUGCGCCAAUUCCCCCAUGUGGCUGUACGUCUCGAGAAUAUUUUCAGGUGUAUCAAUGGGAAUGAUAUUCAGCUGUUAUCCGCUUUACAUCGGUGAAAUUUCGGCGCCAUCGAUCCGCGGUGCCUUGGUGUGUCUGAUUAUCAACGGAUUUCCCCUGGGGACACUCUUCGGUAAUAUAAUGGGUCCCAAUAUGCCAAUGAUGUAUUUCGGUAUCAUUAGCUUGAUAGUGACGCUAUGCUACAUGGGUAUUUUUCCAUUCCUGCCGCAGUCGCCGUAUUAUUAUGUACGAAACAAUGACACUAAGAGAGCGGAACAAGUCAUUCGAUGGUAUUAUCGAAAACCUGACGUGAGGAGCGAAAUAGAAGCCGUGGAACACUUCAUAAAGUCAACGAAUACGAUGAGCCUAAGGGAACGAUUGGCGCAGAUAAAAGAGCCGAAGAAUCGCCGCUCCCUCAUAAUGAUAACAUUACUAUUCAUGUUUAUGCAACUCAGUGGACUAAACACUAUUGCAUUUUAUAUGGAGAUUAUUAUAAGGAAAGCAAUGGUGACAUCAAUUACACCUUCGACUUUAGUAAUGAUCGUCAGUAGUGUCUGUAUAACUAUCGGCUGGAUUGGCGCGUAUGCCAUCGAUCGUUGCGGUCGCAGAAUCCUAUUAGCGGCCUCGUCUUUCGGCGUGAUGGUCAGCAUGACGUUGUUAGGUAUGCAUUUCUUUUUGCUGGACCAGAACUACGAUCCUGGUAAUCUCGAGUGGUUGGUGAUCAUAUCGCUACUGAUGUUUGGGAUGAUGUGCUUCGGACUCACACCGGUGCCCAGCACGAUACUGAGCGAAAUAUUUCCUCCUGAUCUGAAGAGCCUCGCUGGCUUUGUCGCUGGCAUCUCGUCGGCGGGAUUCGCAUUCGUUGCCUCGAGGACGUAUCAGCCGCUGGUGGAACUCAUCAGCGAGCAGUACGUUUUCUGGAUCUAUGCAGUGAUCAUUAUGAUCAGCUUGAUAUAUUCGCUCACCGUGGUGCCAGAGACAAAAGGAAAAACGCUACAGGAAAUUCAAGAUAUGAUGGCCGCGAGAAGUGCAACUGAAAGGUCACGAGGAACACGCGGUGAAAGUGAAAAUACUCAAACGUAGCAAAUGUUUCUAACUCUUUUAGAGUAUUCAGUAUAAAAUAGUAAUUAAUGU
Molecule: messenger RNA, 2473 nt
Organism: Wasmannia auropunctata (little fire ant)
Lineage: Eukaryota; Metazoa; Arthropoda; Insecta; Hymenoptera; Formicidae
Product: facilitated trehalose transporter Tret1-like
Exons: 7
Coding region: 998-2422 (474 amino acids)
Biological process (GO): transmembrane transport
Cellular component (GO): membrane
Molecular function (GO): transmembrane transporter activity
Source: RefSeq, a predicted model, not a curated record